UGAAAACAUUUGACCGGGUGCCACCACCCUCCCGAUCCGAGCGGCUUGACUGGGGACGGCCGAACGUUACCGGGAACUGUCGAAAUAGGAAACGAAAGUCCCGUUUAUUGUGUGGACUUCCUGCUCCAGUUAGAAUAUAUGCCUCCGUGUAACGCAGCGCUCAGCCUCCCCGUCACUUGCGUCCGAACGGCGGAUGGGAGCGCAGAAAGCGACGGAUGUGGCCUCGCUAUUCUAUUAUUGAUGUUUCCAGACAUCCGCAGCAGUCCGUGUAGCCAGAUCGUGGUCGAUUUUUGGACCUGAAAGCGACGCAACUCCUGCAUGAAAUCAUUUUUUUUUACCCCCUUUUGUCUGCGCAGCAACAUUUUUGUGUGUGUGUGGAUGUCUCCAUAGGCGGAUUGGGAAGUAAACACUCUGGCCUGCGCUCAUGAUCGGAGGCGAGGUGAGAUUGAUGCCUCAGACUCAAUUGCCCUUGAUCGCAAGUUGAUUUUCACUCCGGAGCACAGGACUCGAUCGCUCUAAUGGCGUCAGUCUCCAAGGUGUCCAUUCUGGAUUACUUUAAUAUUGUGUUCGAGGGCGAAAAUGGCAAAAUCGAGUCCAACUGUAAGGCUUGUGGCACCAGAAUCCAGGCGAAGCGGAGCGUCACGUCCAACUUCGUAACGCAUCUCAAGCGGAAGCACCAGGCUAUGUAUGAUGACUUUGUGAAAAGGAAGGAUAUGAAGCGAGAGGGUUACUCCUCCGCUUCCCUGCACAGUUUCACCACCAACGGAGGGAAUGCCCGCUAUGCUCUCCCCAUCAGUACUGGAGGGGGGGGAGGAGGAGGGGGAGGAGGGAAUGUUGGAGGAAUGGGAACUCUUGAGGGAGCAGCAGGAGGAGGCUCUGGAGGAGGGGUGACCAAGUUUGACAGACACGACCCCCGUCAGGUUUUGAUUUCUGAGGCUAUAGCUAAGAUGAUCGUGCGUGAUCUGCAGCCGGUGUCCAUCGUGGAGAAUCGAGGCUUCAGAGAGUUGCUUCAGCUCCUGGAGCCUCGCUACACUCCCGAGCCCCAGCACUACAUCCAGAGCCAGCUCCUCCCAGCCUACGCCUACCAGGCCCAGCUAGCCACCCGCCAGGCCCUGGCCUCGGCACACGCCCUCAGCCUCAGCCUGGAUCUCUGGAGGGGCUUAUCUGGAGCCACUUCAGGGUACCUUGGUGUCACCUGCCACUUCCUUACAUCUGACUGGCAGAUGCGCUCAGCCCUCCUGGCGUGCCUUCCACUGACCGGCGGCAACACUGGGAGUCGAGUGCUUUCAGAUUUUGAUGAAGUGUGUCACUCUCACGGCGUGUCGGGGAGAGCCUUCCGCGUCGUCGCCGACCCUCUCCUGGCUACAGCGACCCUAAAGCCGUGCUGUCUUCCCGGUUUCCUGCUUUCAGCUCCUCUUGCCAACAGUCAGGACGGAGACGACGAGGAAGCGCUGGACAACGGCAAUAAUGACGCGGAGCAAGGCGUCAGGAACGGCCACGGUGACUGUGGAGAGGAGGGGGAGUGGGAGGACUCGUGGGAGCAGGGUUUGGGAGUUUCUCGGGUGGACUGUUUCUCUCGAUGUCUUGAGCAGUGUGUCAGAGAGGGGCUGCGCUCUUGUCCUCAGCUCUCCUCCACGCUGGCCAAGGCCGCCUGCUUCUACAAUUACAUUACCUCUGCUGUCCCGCCUGAGAAGCUCAACCAGGUGUUUGAUGGUCCAGGGCUGACGAUGGGGGGUCCAGGAAACCUCUCCGACGCAGCGAGAGAUUGGGCUGCUCAGCUUAAGGUCCUUCGGCGGCUGCUGGACUCGGUGGAGUUCCUGGAGGAGAUGAGCGGUCCGGGGGAGCUGGCGCUGGGUGGAGCAGAGAGAGUCCUGCUGAGGGAGCUCACCGACACUUUGGAGCCCUUCACCGAGGCCUGGGAUAUGGUUCAGGGAGACAGACAGGCAGACCUACAGACAGACAGACAUGUGUCCAUCAGCCUGGCUCUGCCUUGUGUCCUGGGCCUCCGUAAGCACCUCUCUGAGACGUCAACCCCCCACUGCCCUGCCCUCCUGGCGGGCCUCAGCCAGGCUGUGGAGCGUCUACUGUCCCCAAUCCUAGAAAACCCUCUCUACAUCACUGCCACCACCCUGGACCCUCAGUUCAAGCUUACAUGGAGCAGCAACCCCGACUGGCACAGACAAGUUCUCGUAGAGGAGUUGUCCAAACCUUCCACAGCCUCCAGCCCCAUAGACCUCAACACUGACCUUCAUCCUCAGUCCCAGACUCCUCCUGCCACGGCUCCAUCACCGGUCUCCUCACUUUCUCGGCCCUGCAAGCUGUUCUCUUUCAUCAAGCAGAGACCCACCACACAGGCUAAGAGCCUAGAACAGGAGCUGGCCGUCUACCUUCGUGAGGAACCUACAGAUGAGGAGGCUUUGCAUUACUGGCGGCGUAAAGCUAUUGACUUUCCUCUGCUUGCCCAGGUGGCCAAGAGAGCAUUUACCAUACCUGCCUGUGGCACUGUGGUGGAGAGCAUUUUCACUACAGCAGGGCGCUGCCUGCUGCCGGAGAGAGGCUGUGUCUUACCAAAGAACCUGGAGACGCUCAUCUACCUCAAAGCUAACUACAGAUUAUUAUGGACUUAAGAAACAAGAGUUGAGCAUUUCUUUUACCUGAAUAGCGACUAAAGGCUUUAUACCUGCAGUAAAGUUACUUCUUGGAUACUAACCUCUAUUCCUCUUUAAGGAAACUGACCUAGCAACAUAACAUAGUUCUCAUACUGCACAUCAUUUGAUAUGAGACAGACUGAUUUAGCCAGAGUUUCAGAGCUGCGACUCAGUUUCCAUCCUUGAGAUGGGUUUUCCAGACUACAGUAGGUGCAGAUUACUGUCUGCGAAACACGUAGCCUGCAUACACACUAGUAUACCACUUGCUUUGCACCAGUGGGGGCUUUAACCAGAUCAAUACUAAAGCAUUUACUUUGACGUUAUUUUGCCUGAUCAGGGUGUCCAGAUAACCACAAAGCCCCUGCUUUCUGCUCUCCUAACCCAAAAGACAGUUUUCUGUCUGUAUCAAACCAACAAUAACCAAAUGGACAGUUACUGCAUACUGUAGCAUCUGAUUUAUUUUCACUGAUAUACAAUGGCCAUAGAGAUUGAUUCGUUUGAUGUUGUUUUUGAAGGAAGGUAUCAACUGCUAAACAAUAUGUUAUGUUAGUGCAUCAUCCACUUAUUGAUUUUUUCUCUGUAUGUGUGCCUCAUCACUGGGACAUCCUAAUAAAUGAGCUCCUGACACAGA
Amphiprion ocellaris (clown anemonefish) is the source of this 3279-nucleotide messenger RNA. Its product is annotated as zinc finger BED domain-containing protein 4. Gene Ontology annotation, molecular function: protein dimerization activity. The transcript is spliced from 5 exons. The coding region runs from base 519 to 2627 and encodes 702 amino acids. The record is from RefSeq and is a predicted model, not a curated record. NCBI's taxonomy places the organism in Eukaryota, Metazoa, Chordata, Actinopteri, Pomacentridae.